AUGCCAGGCUCUCGAGCAGAGUCUCAGAAAUCCCAGUUUAGUGGUCGCCGUCGGUCAAAUACCGCUCAGUCUAUCCUGCGGAGUGCUGCACCAGUUAUUACAAUGUUACAAGUUGGAGACUACAAGAUCCUGAAUGCUUGGGUACACGACAAUGUCAAGGAGUCCAACGCAAUCCUCUUCAACCAGUCAUUAUGGCCUGGUGUUUUGGAGGGUGACAUGUUACGCAUAACUGCCAGCAGCGAAGACAGUGACCCCGGCGCUGGUAUCUUGUUCAUUGUACCCAGGGACGAGGGUUCUUCUAAACCCCAACUUCAGAUAUCAAUCCCCAAACCCGUGGCCGAUGCGUUCAACUGGAGGAACAAUAUGGAGGUUAUGGUUACUAAGGUGGAGAGGGAGAACCACCAAGCAGAUUACGUUGAAUUAAUCUUUCAAGACCAGUAUCUAGGAAGAAACGACAUGUGGCGCCUAGGAGAACAUCUUGUUGGACAAUGCAUUUAUAAAAAUCAAGAAAUCUCAUUUAUUGGUGCAAUAGCUGCGAAAAUACACUCCAUCUACGUAAAUGGGAAGCAGGUUUCUGCUGCCUGUAUGACGGCCACUACGAAAACCAUCUACAGAUCUCUUUCAGCGAAAGUGAUGAUCUUCAUCCAAGUUUGCCGGGAGCUCUGGGAAUUCUCUGGCGACGGCGAGCGUUACAACGAGAAGAUUGUCCAUUCCUUCUUGCCCGCGCUCUUCGCCAAAUGGAGGGAAGCUGGCACAAAUCACAUCGUCACCAUUGUCCUCAUUUCUCGGGUCUACUACGAACAGUCGGAAAUCGACUACGCUGCUGGACCACUUCGCUUAGAUGACCAAGGGAACUGGUACAAAGACUUCUACAAAGUCAUUACCGACUUAGAGGUCAUAUACGACUGGAAACCUACCCUAGUUAGCCUGAAGAACUCGUUUUGGGACUUUCAACGCGACAUUCUUUUGACGCACCACCAUCACCGUGCCGCUGCAGACCCUCAGGCCGGCGCGGCCGAUCAAGUCAGGCUAGUCGGGCGUCUUUCCUUCGCUCACGACGGACCCAUCCUGGAAGCUCUAAACCUGGCGCUGAAUCCUACUGAGACUCACUAUAUUGAUCGGUCUCUAUCGCUAACUGGUGCUACUACAAUAUUGAUCACACCCGGGACCGGCUAUUUCAGAGUCUCAAAAGCUCUCCUCCGUUUGACUACAACAAGGAUGCUAGACCAAGGAUUUGGCCUCGACUUGAUAUCUUUGGCGAAGCCCCCACUUCACCAAAGUCCCGUAUUUAGCUUUGAAGGCAUCGACCCCGAGUUGAAAACCGACAAAGACCCAAGAACAUCGCUGAACGCUCGUUCGAUGGACCCUCUCUGGGGCGGCGGUGACAAUCCAGCGGAUCCAUUGAAUAAGACUGUUUUCUGGUGGGAGCCGUUUUGGAUCUCAAUUACGUUCUGGGAUGGUCAGAUGGAUUUGCCGUUUCGUCAGGAUCGAUUCAUUGCGCGAGCUAAGAUGCAUGAGAUUCAGAUGCUUGGACUACUCGAACACGAUGUGCUUUCGAGUAUCGAGGUUCCAUUUCUGCCUGCCGCUGAAGCAGAAAUAAGUACUUUCACGGAGCGGAUGGAGGAAGGCCGGUCCUGGAAGGUCAAGGCAGACAAAUACGAUUCUAGUGUCUUCACUCUCAAGCCCGAUAGUAAACCAGCUACAAACAGUCGUAGCUCUCACCCUUCCUCUUAUGCAUCCUCGAGCAGCGGUACAGUCGUGGCGGCUUCGUAUAGGACGAUUACGGAAAAGAGGACUCAUGUAUCUCACCGUAACGCUAUUGAUUCUGCCAAAAUUCCUCCCAUCGAAGAGAGCCCUCUUCGCAUCGUCAUGGAUCUCCCUCCUGAAGAAAGGAUAACCCAGAGCGGUUUCUUAUCGGUAGCGAGCACUUCGCCUUCUCGUGCCUCCUUGCAAUCUAUCCAAUCUUCGCAGCGAAUGACCCGCCCAGAAAGUCCAGGGGGGACCUCUCGAGAUUCUAGUUCGAUCAGAAGCGCUACGGCCAAGACGAAGAACUCAUCCUGGUGGUUUCAUCCUUUCCGUAGUGUCCCUAGCGAGCCCGAAACGACUCAAGUGUCUGCUUCUGCUUCCCCUAGUUCGAGUAGAGCAAGCUUAAGUCUCAUGCCAAUUUCUUCUCCCGUUCGGAUGCCUGCCGUGUCGAAGGCCACCGUCAAACAGAGUGAUGUUACCAACACUUCUGUUCCUGCAACUGCCAAAACCGCGUCCUCGAUGCGCUCCACUGCAUCUCGCGUUAUUGACGACGACACGCCUUCCCUUCGGACGCCUCUCGUGCGGUACUCUCCCAUCAAUACGCCACCUCGAGACGACCAUAUGACAAUCAAGCGUCGCAGUGCCAAUCUAGCGACGCCCAUAGCAUCUUCAUCUCCAUCUUCUAGACCCAACCCCUCUCGCAAGGAAUCCGCUAUUUCCGGGGCACAAUCUUCACUUGCUCGUCGAUGGCAGCAUAUGUUCCCACAACCCGUUUACAAGCACGAAAUCAAAUGGCGGUCUAUGGUCACUCCAGGAUGUCUACCGCUGACGGGCGAAUAUUUCCCUUCAGCCUCCGAACUAGAAGCAUCGUACGACGUAUACUCUUAUGACUUUGUAGUUGACCUUCGGGAGAUGCACCCCUUCCUGGUCAAAGUCCCGCCCUCUCGAGGUAACGAGGACGACAACCGUCGUUCGUGGGCUUUGGUGGUCAUGCGGGGUAUGGCUGCAAUCCGGCUGGCGCAAGGAUUCCAGUUCGUACUACGCCCGCCAAAAGCUGACAGUAGCAUCCCGGUGGAAGCAAAGGCUUUGUACCGACGGACGGCAUCUUCAUAUCUCACCGACGAUGAUAUGACACCCAAGCCCAAGGGUGCAGCUGAGAUACUGCAAUCUACUGUCGAUCCCAUAUACCUCUCAAUGAGCAAUGAAAUCCACCGAAUCGCGUACGAAGGAGAUACCAUCAAAGUCAGUCGGUAUGUCCGCCGCAUGCCGCCAAUGCCACCCAUUCAAUACAAAUGUCUUAUUUGGCCGAAGCUGGGUGGUGGAUACACAGAACUUUCUACCGAGUUUACCUCUCAUGGUUUUGAAGGGCACGUUUGGAAUCGAUUGGACAUGCUUGCUGGAGGUUACGAACAGCAGUUUGACGAGGCUGUCCGCUACUGGCGAACACGAUUCAUCGUUAUCCCAACAAUAGAACCGCCUCUGCCCUAUGUGGGACCGCAGGGAGAAGUAUUGAACGACGAAGAAACGAGGAUACUAGGCAUUGAGAAGCUCGCCGAAAUCUUCACAAAGCUUCGCUGGCAGGUCGACGACAAGACGCCCCCCGUUCGCUUCCUCCCUACUACGCUUGGGCCGGCCAUGUCGGUCUUGGAUGACUCCCUCAUGGCACAGCUGGAUGAAAUCCACGCUGCUGGUCCCCUCCGUAAGAAGAUGAAGAGCGAGCGGGAGAUCGGUGAGAUGCCACUACAAGCCAUUCCAAAGGCCAUGCGGGAGGAAGACGGUGUACCGAUCAAACAUUAUCAGUGGCAUGGGGCCCAGUACCACAAUUCUUUCACAGGGUUUGAUUUCGUUUCUUGGGUCGUGCGCGAAUUCCGAGAUGUCUCUUCUCGGGCUCAAGGUACAGAGUUCGGCGUCAAAUUGAUGGAGCAAGGUGUGAUUGAACAUUGUCGCGAUCGUCAUGGAUUCCUGGAUGGCCAUUACUUUUACCGUUUCAAAGGAGAGUUCGCAGUUCCAAUGACACCUCGAGGAUGGUUUAAAUCCAGGCGGAGUGGCGCCGAGGAACUUGGACGUAGCUACUAUCCGAGUAGCAACAUCAUGGGGAAACGCAAACCCGCCAGCCCGCGUCGGCGAAAGAAGAAGCUGAUAUUGAGCCAAACGCUUGUCAUUGACGUUGAUCCUAAUAAGCGGAGUGACCAAGCCGAAACAGUUAUUCUACAUCACGAUAUCAUCCACAAUCCGGGGACCGUCUUACACUUCGAACUCCAAUGGAUCGGAACCACAGCGCGAUGUAUUGAAGACCAACUGAGACAGUGGAGCCGGACAAUUGAACGCUACGGCCUGAAACUCGUCGAGGCCUAUGUUACCCAGAUAUGCGAUGUACGAGAACGCAACGCCUUUCAGUCCUGUUUUCCGGUCCGCCUUGCCAUUCCUCCCCCAAUAGUGCCGGACCUAGAGCGAAGAGUAUCAGAGAACACACAGACGAAGUGCUACUUUGAAUACGCGUUGCUCAGGCACUUCGAUUUUAUUCUGGACAUAGAAGCCUCCGAGAUGUACCCCGACUCCGUGGAUGUUGUGUACUCCUACCGGCGGUCCCCGUACAAGCACUCGCAAUUCGUGCAUCGGUCUGGAGUCGCAUUCGUACAAGUCCUAGGCGGAUCCCAAGGAUUUCUGUUCUUGACCAACCGCUUAAUGGGACCAGGGAGAAUGGGCACCGCCGUGAAGAGCAAAGAUCAUCGACCAGCAGCUGCGGCCGAGGAAAUCAGGAUUCGGUUGAAUCGUUUCUGCUGCGAUGGGGCGGCCCUGACCAAGUUUUAUGACAAGGAACUGGCCUCGCUGGGUAACCCAGAGCCCGAGGACCCCCCUCCACUUAGUAUAUAA
Molecule: messenger RNA, 4620 nt
Organism: Pleurotus ostreatus (oyster mushroom)
Lineage: Eukaryota; Fungi; Basidiomycota; Agaricomycetes; Agaricales; Pleurotaceae
Gene: IML1
Product: vacuolar membrane-associated protein iml1
Exons: 8
Coding region: 1-4620 (1539 amino acids)
Biological process (GO): positive regulation of autophagy; intracellular signal transduction; negative regulation of TORC1 signaling
Cellular component (GO): GATOR1 complex
Molecular function (GO): GTPase activator activity
Source: RefSeq, a predicted model, not a curated record